Molecule: messenger RNA, 909 nt
Organism: Leishmania major strain Friedlin
Lineage: Eukaryota; Euglenozoa; Kinetoplastea; Trypanosomatida; Trypanosomatidae
Exons: 1
Coding region: 1-909 (302 amino acids)
Source: RefSeq, a predicted model, not a curated record
AUGAUAGAGAACGGCGAGGAUGAGUGGAGUGGCGUGCGGGCACAAAAUGCGACGCCGUCAUCUCGAGAACUGUUGGAGCGGAUACAAUACAAUCGGGAGCUCUCACGCGCCAGCUCGUUAGCGCGGCGCCGUGUUGGCGCCCUCACUCCAUCAGAUGCAGAGGUACAAGCGGUGUACGCCGCACGCGAAGCCGCGGCAGCGCACCAGCUCGAAGAGAUAUUGCACGGAGACCGGCAUCGCCGCAGAGUAGUGUCCAUGCGGUACUAUGACGCCUUGAUGGCCGCUACAACGGACGAUGUGUUUCAGGAAUCGCAGCCACUGAGUGAUGUGGAGGCUCGUCGCGUUGUUCUUGGACCACUUAGGAAACUGGUGGCUGUCUUAGCCACGAGGCAGCGUUUCGCUGGUCUGCUGCGCUGUGCGAGCGGUGUCGGCGACGCACUCCACACCGAUCGAGUUUCCGCACAGCUCGCAGCGCACUCAGCGCUUCCUCCCCCCUCACCGUUGCCUAACAUCAGCACGCUGCUGCGAGGAAUUGCACUGCCCGACAUGGGUGCUUCACGGCGGUUCGCCGGCUCCGGCCACGGCGAUCCGGCGUUUGAUUUCGUCGAAGCCCCGCGAUCCCGGCCGUGGCAUGAGCCGUUUGCCUUUCGACUCAAACACUUCACCCCGGUGCCGAUGCCGUCAUUUGUCUUGGAUGUCGCGGCGCAGGCGGAAAGGGAGGUUCGACGAAGCGAUGGCGAAAGCCCGUCGGCACAGGAAGGAGAUGAUGUACCCACCUUGCUGGCCGUACAGCCGUCUGGGGCGCUCACGAACGUCUCGCUUCUCGCGCCCUGUACAACGAGUGGGCGGCCUGCCAAAGCAGCCGCGCACGGUCGGAGUCCUGCUGGUGCUGCCCCUGCCACCGGAUAG